AUGUGGAGCGAGAAGCUUUCUGCUGGCUCUGAUGAGUGGUACGGUAAGGCAGUGUCCUAUUGGGAGAAUCAGCCUUCUUCCGAUGACGGGGUCCUCCAAGGAUUUGAAGGGCUGUCGCCAACAGACGUGAUGGGCUCUCUCAAGUUCCUCGAUACGAUAGAGAGAAGAGUCCCCAAUCCUCCGAUGUUCCGCACUGUGGUGGACUGCGGCGCUGGAAUCGGGCGAGUCAGUCGGGAAGUCUUGACACAGCGAUUCCAAACGAUAGAUCUCGUCGAACCUUGUGCCAACCUCCUGGAUACGGCCAGAAAGACUCUCAGUCCUGCCGCCACUGCACCUUGUCAUGUGGAGAGGUUCUUGCAAAUGGGUGUUCAAGACUUCAACCCAGAGCUUGGUCGUUAUGAUAUGAUAUGGAACCAAUGGUGUCUCCUGUAUCUCACCGAUGAGGACCUCGUAGCAUAUCUCAAGCGUUGCAAGGCAGCCUUAGCUCCCAAGGGCGGCGUAGUAGUCGUGAAGGAGAAUGUGGUUAUUGAGGGUAAGUUCGUGGUCGAUAAAGACGACAACUCCAUCACUCGCACGGACUCCCAGUACAAGACGUUGUUCGCACGAGCAGGCUGA
Molecule: messenger RNA, 615 nt
Organism: Perkinsus marinus ATCC 50983
Lineage: Eukaryota; Perkinsozoa; Perkinsida; Perkinsidae
Product: Protein C9orf32, putative
Exons: 7
Coding region: 1-615 (204 amino acids)
Biological process (GO): N-terminal protein amino acid methylation
Cellular component (GO): cytoplasm
Molecular function (GO): methyltransferase activity
Source: RefSeq, a predicted model, not a curated record